This is a messenger RNA of Sarcophilus harrisii (Tasmanian devil), 3284 nucleotides long. It is a transcript of the gene ACSF3, whose product is annotated as acyl-CoA synthetase family member 3. The transcript has 10 exons. Gene Ontology annotation, biological process: fatty acid metabolic process. Gene Ontology annotation, molecular function: medium-chain fatty acid-CoA ligase activity. NCBI's taxonomy places the organism in Eukaryota, Metazoa, Chordata, Mammalia, Dasyuromorphia, Dasyuridae. The record is from RefSeq and is a predicted model, not a curated record. Bases 334 to 2088 code for a protein of 584 amino acids.
UUCUUGGAGCCACAGGGGAGCGCUGGGGCCAGGGGGGUACCAAAGGUGGAGGGCAGCAACAACCAAUCCUCCUGAGCACGCCGUGCAAUUCUGCACAAUGGGUAGAGCCCCUCCCGCUCUAAAUCUCCCAUCCCGAGUGUGGACUUCAGCUCUUCCUCCCCUACUCGGAGUCUCAGUUUCCCCUUAAUGACAAAUAAGAGGCCCGGUCCCAGCAUCGGGGACGUUUCCGCCGCGGAACCUCAGGAGCCGGGCGCCCGGGGCGCGGGGAACACGUUCUUGGACGCACGCGCACUCGCCCUUGCCCAGCCUUGAACCUAGAUAAAUAUAGGUGAAAUGUUUAUCAGCUUGAAGCCUCUCCAUAUGAGCUUGUCAUUCCAGCGUCUAGUUCAUGCCCUGACCUAUUAUCGGCAGGGUUCCUUAAGACUCAGAAAGCAUGGCCAUCUCAGAAACCAUCUGCACACAACCAGAGUGACCUAUUCAGAAAAUAUUGCUCCAGUGUUCACCAGAGCUUUGGCAUAUGGGGACAAAAUCGCCCUGAUUGACCACCGUGGACAGUAUACAUACAAAGACCUUUACUACAAAAGUCUUCGUUUGUCUCAGGAAAUAUGCAAGAUUCACAACUGCCCCAAUGGAGACAUUAAGGGAGAAAGGAUCUCCUUCAUCUGCUCCAAUGAUGUGUCUUAUGUCAUUGCCCAGUGGGCAUCCUGGAUGAGUGGAGGUAUUGCUGUUCCUUUGUAUAAGAAGCAUCCAGCAUCUGAGCUGGAAUACGUCAUUCAGGAUUCCCAGAGCUCUUUGGUCAUUGCAGGCAGUGAGUAUGUGGAUCUUUUAACUCCCAUUGUUAACAAGAUAGGGGUAUCGUUUUUGCCCCUUACAUCGACAGUCUAUGAUGGAAUAGCAGAUGAACCAACCCAAGAGUGUGCUCCCCAAUUGGAGUGGAAAGAUAGGGGGGCCAUGAUCAUCUACACAAGUGGGACGACGGGCAGACCUAAAGGAGUCCUAAGUACACACCAGAAUCUAAAAGCAGUGAUAACGGGACUUGUUGACAAAUGGGCAUGGACAAAAGAUGAUGUGAUCCUUCACGUGCUUCCAUUGCACCAUGUCCAUGGUGUGGUCAACAAGAUGCUUUGUCCAUUCUGGGUAGGGGCUACCUGUGUUAUGCUGCCUGAAUUCAAUGCCAAAGUGGUUUGGGAAAAAUUUCUAAGUUCUGAAAAGCCACGGAUCAAUGUUUUCAUGGCAGUGCCUACCAUUUAUUCCAAAUUGAUGGAUUAUUAUGAUAAACAUUUUACCCAGCCUCAUGUCCAGGAUUUUAUACGUGCAGUUUGUAAAGACAAAAUCAGAUUAAUGGUGUCAGGAUCUGCUGCCCUACCGGUACCCGUCCUACAGAGGUGGAAGAAUCUUACGGGGCACACUUUGCUAGAGAGAUACGGAAUGACAGAGAUUGGAAUGGCACUGUCCAACCCACUGAAGGGUACUCGUGUCCCAGGUGCUGUGGGUACUCCAUUACCUGGAGUGGAGGUGUGCAUUGUCUCUGAGAACUCCAGGAAUGAGAACUACCCAUACCUCAUCCAUGCCCAAGGAGACCAGAAUGGAACUAAGGUGACUGUGGGCUUGAAGGACAAAGAAGGGGAACUUUUGGUGAAAGGUCCAACGGUGUUUCGAGAAUAUUGGAACAAACCUGAAGAAACCAAGAAUGCUUUCACAGCUGAUGGCUGGUUUAAAACAGGAGAUACAGCUGUAUAUAAGGAAAACAGGUAUUGGAUCAUGGGCCGGACAUCUGUGGACAUCAUUAAGAGUGGGGGAUAUAAAAUUAGUGCUCUGGAAGUGGAGCGCCACUUACUGAGCCAUCCGAAUAUCCUGGACGUGGCUGUCAUCGGCGUUCCAGAUAUGACAUGGGGCCAACGGAUUGCUGCCGUGAUCAAGCUUCGUGAAGGCCAGUCACUUUCUUACAAGGACCUGAAAGAAUGGGCAAGAGAAUACAUGGCGGCCUACACCAUCCCUUCUGAAAUUAUGUUAGUCGAGGAAAUCCCACGGAACCAGAUGGGGAAAAUCAACAAAAAAGAUCUACUCAAGCAGUUUUACCCUGCUUAGAUAGGCCCAAGGCCUGACCUCCAGCUAAAGCCAAAAUGACCGGGGCCCUCUUCAUCAGAGUUUGAAGCUGCCCAUUUGCUCUUAUGAGUCCUCCUAACCUUUCACCACAACAUACCUUUAAUAACACAAUACAGUUGGGCCUUGGAAAGAGGCAAGAACAGAGACAUCUCUUUUAAUCACCUGUUUCAGAGCUGCUUAAACAGAAUUAAGCAAUGGAGUAUUAGCUUUAAUCUGGUUUUUUCUGCAGUCUUAUUAAACGCAGAGCAAUCAAAAUGCCUUCCCCUCCUACCUUUCUUAGAAAAAAGGCCACUUUUCAUGCUCUCCUCCCAAUCAGUAUCUGAGGACGUUUAGUCGAUCUUGCUUUUUUAAUAAGCCUCCGGUGUGUCAAUAGCAGAACUCCAGCAUAAAGGUUCUGUAUAGAAGGGGAAAGUCAGCUAAGGGGCUGCUGGGAUGCUUUUCCCCUCAAAUGCCCCUCCAUCCCUCCUCUGGCUCUGGUCAUCCGAGGCAUUUGACUAGGGGAUGGUGGGGAGGGCGGGGACGGCGGCCAGCUUCCAAGUGCUUUGGAGUGGAGUGCCCCUAUCAGUGGGAGUCUCCCCAGCCCAUCAAGCAAUACCAAUCGAAAGUUACCCUGUACAGGAGUGACAGAGCAAGCCCUGCUUUCCCUUCGAGCUCCACCCUCACCACUGAUCCAUCCACCAAACCUGGGCCCAUUAAGGGCUUCAUUAAGGACAGGCCAUGCAGUCUCCCAGACUCUUGGCUCUUUACACAGUGAUUGGUACAGUCGUAAGAUAUUUGCAGUUUAAGCCUGGGAUCAUUUCUUCUAAACCAGAAUAUAGGCUAAGUGGUCAUUACCUCAGCAAGUUAAUUCUUGGACUAAGCAGCCUGCCCUGCAGACCAUUAGUAGUCACUUCUGUAUCAUCCUCCAAUAGGAGCAAAAGUGUGGGUGACACCAUUAAACUAUAGAGUAAAAAGCUGGCUUGACACCUUCAUUUCCUGGGGAGCUAACUUCCUCAUUGCCUAUGUAGGAACUUCGGGGGGGGGGGAGCAGAACUCUCAUUCCCUUCCCCACUCCCAGCCUCCUCUCUCUGGGAUGCUCAUCUUCCAUACUGUUUAUAUCGUUCAGCCUCAGGCCAUAUGCAACUUAUCCCCAGAUGAAAUUGCUGUUUAAAUUAAACUUCUCUCCUUAGCCAUCUUCA